Antechinus flavipes (yellow-footed antechinus) is the source of this 1672-nucleotide messenger RNA. Its product is annotated as serine protease 33-like. The transcript has 6 exons. The record is from RefSeq and is a predicted model, not a curated record. Bases 276 to 1109 code for a protein of 277 amino acids. Gene Ontology annotation, biological process: proteolysis. NCBI's taxonomy places the organism in Eukaryota, Metazoa, Chordata, Mammalia, Dasyuromorphia, Dasyuridae. Gene Ontology annotation, molecular function: serine-type endopeptidase activity.
AACUUGUAAAGUAACAGAAUCUAAUCCGAGAAACUAAUUCAAAAUAAGUGUUAGUGCAUUGCUAUGACAUCUUUUUGGUAAGAUAGAGAUGGUAACAACUAGGAUAGAAACAAAACCUGUGCUUUAAUUGGUAUAGUAAGCUUCUGAUGAGAAACCACAUCUAACAAUACAGUGACGCAGAUCGUGCCCAGGGGAAGACGGGUAAGGUAAUAGAAAGGAUUGGAGGGGAGUCAAAUCCAAAAAAAGAGGCAAAAUUUGUGGUGAAAGAGAGAGCUAUGGGAGCUGUAUUGUAUGUACUCCUGUUGUCGCUGCUGCUGUUGUUGCUGUUGCCAGGAUAUGGUUCCACUGAAGUCCUCACAAACAAGGACAGCCCUAGUUCAUGGCCCUGGCUAGCCAGCAUUUUCCUGGAUGAUAGGUACCGCUGUGAAGGAACCCUCAUCUCUUCAGAGUGCGUGAUAACUAUAAGCGAUUGCUUUGGAAGCUUUCCUCUUUCCCAUUUCACUGUGAGCAUGGGUCAGCGACGGCUGAAUCUGCACAAUGCUGAAGCCUUGUCUCUUGUUGAGGAGCUGAUCCCAGCCCCCAGGAGCCUUGUGGACAAUAGGCCUGGAAGUCUGGUUCUGGUGAAGUUAACACAGCCCCCUUCCAUCAGCAACUCUAUCUACCCCACAUCCCUGAUCAAGGGCCCCAAUUUUUUCCCUUGGAAGAGGAUUUGCUGGGCUCAGGGCUUAAAACCAGAUUUUGACCCUUACAUCCCACCUGAUGAGCUGUGGAGUGCUAAAUUGCCUCUCAUAUCUCCAACCAGUUGUCAACUCAUCUUCCAACUUCAACCUGACUGCCCCAGUCCAGAGAUAAGCAUGCCAAAUGGGACUCUGUGCACUGGCCCUCCUAUUGGUUCUUCAAAGAUCACGGUGGUGGAUGGUAGUCCUCUCCUUUGCUUCUAUGCUGGUCAGUGGGUGCUACUAGGGGUCAUCACCUGGGGACCUUGCUCUUCUAAUGGCCUCCCUGAAGUUUACAUCCCAAUUCAUCCCAUCAGCACUUGGAUCCAGGACAAAUUUCCUAGUGUCAGAGUUGUCAAGGAUUUUUCUAAAGCCAAGUUGAAAAGCAAGUGAAGGUUUUUGGUGACCUUUCUCUUUGGUCCAUUCUCCCUCAUGCUCCCCCUCAUAUUGUCAUGUUGCACUGCCCUUUUGGGUCUGCCCUUCUAUUCCAUUUUUCUUCUUCCUGAUGGUCACCCAAGCUUUGCUAUUGCAAAGUUCUACUUUUCCCCAAUUUAAAUCUUCAAAACUCAAAACCCAUCAUUCUACUACUCUUGGUAGAAUCCUAGAACCAUAUUUCAUGAAACAAGUAUCUGAAGUCAGAUCUUUCUGAUUUUGAGCUAUUCAUCAACCUCCAUUCUGAAUGAGGCUGAGGACUUUGCCUCAAUUUAAUCAAAUGACAUCGUUUUCUUGAUCUCAUAGGUCCUUCUGGAGAAAGGCAGGGGGGGUGCACUGAAAUAAUUCUUUUCUCUUUGCACAUCCCUUCCAAUCCCUACCCUAGGCUAAAAGAAAAAAGGGUCAUGAAAAACAAUACCCCCCAUUUCAACUAUUCACUCCAAAUGUUACUUCCCCCCAAUAUAAGAGGAAACCUGCAUCUGUACAUCUAUAUUUAUUCAUGCAAAUAAAAACAUUUUUUCUAA